AUGGUGGGCUGCGACACCAUGAAGGGCUGGAAGGGGAGAAGUUGCAUGGAACAAGACUUGAGCAUGACUUCAUCUCUGACAUUUGAAGGCUUAAGUGCAAGACUGCUUGGUGUGCUGGUGUUGGUGGCGCGCGUGGCGGCCAUUCUGGACAUCUUCUUCCUGGUCAUCAACCUUCUUACGGUGGUGAAUUGGUUGGCGACGAGCUUGGUGAAGUCCGACAGCUUCGUCCAGAGCGUCUUGGAGAAGGAUUUCGCCACUCAGAAGUACCUUACGCCGGAAGGCGCGCAGGAAUCGAGCGAAGGCAAGGCGCAGUUGGUUUUUACACAAGAGUGGUUGGAUCUCAUUGAGCAGACCAGCCCUUUUGAGGAGACGCAAGAAUGGGAUGCAUACAAAUGGGAGGAAUGGGACGAAGAUGCAAGCUGGGCAUCAAGUCGAUCCUCGAGCAGAUCUGCCACAAGACAUCGUCAAGAUGGAUAUCCGAAUGCCCAAUCCAGUCAGCAGAAGCCUAUCAAGAAAGGAAAAGGAAAAGGCAAAGUGAAGGGGAAAAAGGGAAAGGCUCCAAAUCAAGGUGGACAAUCCGAUCAAGUCUCGCCAUUCCAGCAGGGAGAUGGAUUUGCACCUUGGACAACCAUGGAUACAUCCCGGUUCACACCCUCCACAACCUUGCCAACCAGCCCAUUUGCUACACAGAUGCCGAUGAGUACAGCCAGCGACAAGCAGGAAUGGGUCGAACACCUCAAAAAGGCGUACCCGGAUCCAACAUCCAUGCCCGAGGACACGAAGUUGUUCUUGGAGAAAGCGGAGCAAGAGUCGGGCCGCAUGGGGAUCAAAAACCUGCACCAGGCUACGAAGUACCUAGGCAAAGUGAAGAAACAUUUGGGCGAGGUCACAGAGCAAAGGAGAUCUCAUCGUGCUCUCUGGAUGGCACAUCUCUCCAAUGGCAUCAAGCUCUGGGAGAAACAAUUAGAGGAGUUUCGCCGACAUCAGGCGAUGUUGACAGAACAAGCAGGCAAAGCAUCAGCAGAAAUUUCUGCGACGAGCAGGAUUAUUCAUCAGCUGAGCAGUACAGCUGCAGGAGAAGCUGCACCGCCUUUGCCACAGACGCACACCGAACCAGAGGAUGCGACGGAGGAUCAGGCAGAUCGAGAAGAGGAAGUGCUACGCAAGCAGUUACAAGGAGUACUGCAGAGCUGCGCCAGUUCCCUCGGUCUGGACAUGACCCCACAGAAACCUAUCGAAAUCAAGGAGGACGAAGAGGCAGAGGAGGGCGACAAGCGUUCCAAAAGGCCGCGAUCAUUGGAGCCAUUGCAUGACUUGACAGUGUUGAACCGGGUUGCACUUUGUGAUGUCCAGUCGGAACAUUUAAAUUUUAUGGAGGAGAAAGAUUCAACCAGCUUUAUGCAGUUGUGCCCGCCAGCACCUAUGACUUGCAAGCAAUCACCCUACAAUGAUGGUGAAGCCGGAUUGAUGAACGCUUUUCACCAAGGUCAUACCCAACAAGUACCCGUCGAUGACAUGCCUACUGGGAAUGCUGAAACACCAGACUCUGAUAGUUCCUCCGCUGAUGAUCCAGUUGAUGAGGUUACUGAGUCACAACAGGAUAUUCCCCCUUUUAGGCAGGAGGUUAUCCUUUACCAUCUGAGGGAUCAACCAAUACGUACUUUCCUUAAUUGGGAUGGGUAUGAAGAAAUGAUGACGGAGAUUGCCCAUCAUUAUGCUGUGGAGCGAGACAGAUUGAUUGAAGCUUACGAGGUUGUUUCCCCAUUGCCUGAUGUGGAUGCCAACAUUGUUCCCAUUGUGGUUCAUUUGCUGGAUGGUUUCCCUCCUUAUCACAUGUCGAAAUUGGUAUUGCUUGAUUUGGAAAUCCAUGGAAACAGAGUGGAGGACCAUUUUCAGGCUGGACCUGAAGUCACAAGAAGUGUCAUUGUUGUUCCCACGCGAGUCAGUAGGCAAGGGUUGCUGAGAGCUGCCUAUGUUGAUCGUUACUGUUCCAGUGAGAACGGUCGCUGCCUUGCAUUCAUCAAUACACGUAGAUGGCCGGAUUAUGAUCUAGCCACAAGAGUUAUCUCUCAUGCAGACCAUGCACGAGUUGUGGUACCACCAUCUGAUGGGUUUGCCUGCCCAACUGCUGACCUGAUCCAGUUGAGACAGGAUGGUAUGACAGAUGAUGAAAUUGUCGAUCUGAUUCAUAAUGACGAUGUUAUCUCAGGGCAUUCACCUAGCCUUUUGGGGGAGGAUGAAAUCCAUGCACUUGCAACGCCGAAUCUCAUGGAUGUGGACCACCUCUUUGCCAUGCAAACAUCGCACCAAAUUCACUUUGACAAGCCAUCGCGUCUGCCUAAACCACAGGAUGCCAUGCGUGUGAGUGAACAGGUCCCAUUUGAGCUAACAGCACUCCCUGAACAUGGAGAGCAUGAUGUGCUCCAACUCAUGCAGCAACGAUCAACAGCCCCUGAGCCGAAUGAUGUUCAAACAAGCUCUGAUUCAAGUGACAGUCUGCCAGAAGAUUGGUUCAUGGAUCUGCAAAGGCUAGUUGACAGACAACGAGUGCAGUGUCAAGCAGCUGCAGAGGCUGAAUUCCUCUUCUCAGUCUACACGUGGUUCCUUGACCAUGGUGGUCACACCCUGUGUCGUAACCCAAAGAUCGCUGUUUUAGGAGGAGACCCAAGUGAAUGGAAAGAGGACCUAAUCUAUCCAUGGAAAUCGUAUGUGCGGCCUGAUGAUGCUGUCCUGAUUGACCUUGUCACGCCAUUUACACAACGAUUAGGCAUUGAGGAGCAUAUUGCCCACGUCAUCCUUACGCAGAGACCCGAUGCUAGUUCCUCAAUCCUUUUGUCCAUGGACUUCCCUGGUGUCAAUGAGCCAAGCGUCAUUUCAAGAGUAGCAGUUGUGGCACCGAAACUCUGCACUCCCACAGAUUUGAUGCGCGUUGUGCCACUUCUGGCCUCAUUCUCCCUCAAUGAAAUAGUGUGGGAUUAUCCCGCGCUGACAUCGGAUUCUCAGAUUUUUCGAACAAAACAUGGGCUUGGCAUUCAGGUGACCAUCAAGCCAGAGGAUGUGACAAUAUCAGAAGAGACUCAGGAUCACCACAGUCUCCUGCAGAGCAAAGCUUGUCCUUUGGAAAGCAGUGCACCUCCGGCUCUGACUGAUGAUACACCUAGUUUGGCGAAGCCCUGUGCAAGUUUGACUGAUGAAUUUCUUCAAGCGGUUGCUGCGGCAAGUAAUGCACAGGAUGAACCUCCACCACCGCUGGACCCCCUGUCUAUUGAUGCUCAGCCACAAGCAUUCCAACGUCUUUGGACGAGUUUCAAUGAGCACUUAGAAUCAGAUAUUGCGCAAUUGCAUGAGAUGGUUCGAAUUGAAAGCUGGUUUCUUAAUCAUGCGAAUUUGCACAGGUGCCACUCCUCACGGAUUACCUUGUUGAAUUCUGACUUUAUUCGAUGGAGAGAACAGCUUGCUGCUACAUGGAGUGACAAGGUUGGUAACAUGAAUGACCUGCAGUUUGCCGUUGUUGAUCCCUUGCCGGAGGAUUGUGCAACAGGUAUUCUUGCACAGCUCAUUAUUACGGAAAAUGAAUCACCUGAUCAGCGCUCCGCUGUGGUCUCGAUUUAUGAUUCAGAUGAUGAAGCUGAACGAAAUCCUUACACCCUUGCAAUAGUGUUGAGGCAACGCAUUAAUCUCCUUAGAAUGAUUGAAACAUUGCAUUUGCAAACAGAUUGCCCACCUGUGAACAUCCGAAAUCUUUGCAGCUUCUGGUUUGGUAGUAUCCCAAUUAGCACGCAUGAGGUGAAUGUUCAAGCAGGUAGUGCUUUUCGUUUGAUUGUCAGCCGAGGGAUCUUUCUGGACGUUCCGCAAUUAUUGGUCAUGGAGAACCAUGAGCUUCGCCAGGUGUUACAGCGGGCUAUCCAUAGUGAAAUCUAUGAUCGUCCACCGGACCCAGCUUUUGUAGCACGUGGGGAGAUCCCUGCACAGGCAAGUGGCAGUGUACCAGCACCUGAGUUUCCUAUUGAUGCCCGUCCACCAUGGAUCCCGAUAUUGGAAAGGCACUUUCAGACAGGCUCCUCUAGACAGUCAUUUGAUGAACCACCGACCAUGGAGGUUAUCACUUGGUAUAUCAAUCAUGAGACUGAUUACCAUUGUGGUCAUCCCAGGACAGCGCGCAUUACAAAUGAGUCGUUUAUGUGGAGAACUGACUGCAUCUUUGUUUGGAGGGACAGGCUCAUUAGAGGUUCACCUGCUGACUUGAUUGCGCUCCCCCAGCUGAUGCCUUCAUCACGCUCUGACACACUUUCACCACAUGUCAUUGUGACUCAAGGGUUGCCAAGUGAUUCAUACGCAGUUUUGAUUUCAGUGCAAGGAGUAGAUGGUUUAAGACUGCCCAGACAGCAAUUUGCUCACCUCUUCCCAGGUCGGGUUGCUGGACGUGACAUUUUGAGAUUGGCCGUACCUGAAGCUCAUGCACAUCGACCCACAGUCAUACAGCUGAAUGGACAGACUUAUUUCCCUGAUGACACUUUGAUCAUCCAAACUGGCACGUCGCUGCUCAUUUUGAUUUCGAGUUUGGACCUUGACAUAUAUACAGAUCAGAUUGCUGAUGGAUUCAGCUUGAUGCAAACUACUGUCAACCGGUCAUCCAAGCCAAUCGUUUGCAAGCCAGCCGAGUUUGCAAUACCUGAUGACAGGCCACUCGCUGUUAUUAGUGACCGCGUACAGAGACCGGCAAGGCCUUACCAUGAUGGAGCGAUUGAGUGGAGUUUGGAUUUAGGGCACACUGCGCAAGUUGCUGGUGAACACAAUGUGUGGGAUGAUGAGUAUACCUUCUCUGUCGCAACAUGGUUCGUUCAUCAUACCAGAAGACCUGUUUGCCAUCAACCUAGAAUUGUGCGGUUAUCUGGUAAUCCAAUUACCUGGAUUGAUGAUUUGCGGGCAAUAUGGCAGGAUAGCAUGGACCAUCGCAUCCCCUUUGCGAUUUUUGUUGUCAAGCCACAACCACCCCAGUUUCGUGUGCACCGAUUUGCUUGUCAUAUCAUUCUCGAACAAGCUCCACAAGCCAACAAAGUGGCCGUCCUUCUGACUGCCCUGCUGGAGGGGCACACUGGUGACGGCAUCAUUCAAGGCGCUUACUCUUUUGACAGACGGUUUAAUGCUGCUACACUGAUUCGGACUAUGGAUCUCGUGCAUUUUUGCACAGGGAGACAAUGUACCUUAUUCUUGAACAGGCAGCCUGUCGCAGCGGUUGAUUGGAAUGAAGCUUCCUCUGGCAAUAGUAUUUAUAUCCGAGUCACUCCGCCUGCUCGGGAUGAUGAUGACCUGGCCAUUGACCAAGAGGUACACCAACACUUUGAAGACCUGGCGCUCAUGCAAUCCUCUGUCCACAGUCUGAAUCCUGAUGCGCCAGUUUUUCAACCCAGUCGACCACAUAUUGCAACACAACCGGAGCAUCUGCAGGAUCUUUUUGCUUGUUGGGAAAAUCAUGCCUUUGCGUGGGAAGAGGAAUCAAGAGCGCUUCAUAUUCUCACGUGGUUUGUUGCACCGGGUAUUGGAGUGAUGAGAUGCCAAUACAGCAAACGUGUUACACUGUUUGAGGAUUUCCUCCAAUGGGAACGAAAGAUCAAAGAGAAAUGGAUUCCGAUGUUGGAUCCAACUCUACCCACUUCGUUCUUGGUUGUACAACCCACACCACCCCAUUUGGAACCUUCCAUCAGUGCCCAUGUCAUAAUUGUUCAGCAUGAAGUACCUACUUGGUCUUCGCCUCUGAUUACCAUCUAUGAUUCUGCGGUGAACUUUGGAUUCCCUUUUCGAGUUGUUCAAACGGUUAGUGAGAGAGUCAAUUUGAAUGACCUUUUGAGCUCCAUUGACUACACCAGAGACUGCCAAACGGUUGGUACCACCUGCAACCUUUGGAUCGAUCAUGUUCACAUUCCUGCUGGGACAUAUGUUCGACUCAAUACAGCUCAUUGCUUAGUGUUGCAUGUUAACCGUAUUGUCUUGCCUGCCAAUUGGCGACCUCCCAUUGAACCGGUACCCAUUGGUGAGGAAGGACUAGGACUUCUACAAGUGAAGGCAAGAGUCCUGCGAUCAGCAAGCCCUCCGACCGUUGAUGGACACCAAGUGAACUCAGAGGCAUCUGAUUAUGUUCAACUGAAUCUUCACCCUGCUAUUAGAGCUUUUGAGUGGAUGGAUUCACACUUAUUUUUGCCUUCCUAUAUGGUACCCGAUGGAGUGAACCUUUUGCCUGCAAGCCGGGAGUGGGUUGAUCUACCCAUCUGGAACAUUGGCUGCCGUUGUGACUCCAUGGUCAUCUAUUUCGACGGAGCAUUUCUACCGCAAGACCAGAAUGCGGGAUUUGCAGUGGCUGCUUUCAUUCAAUCGGGAUGUACAUGGUAUCAGGCGGGAAUGAUCUCUGGUCGUCUUGCAGCAUCUGACUCCUAUACGCCAGAGAGUUUCGCUGGAUUGAUUGCAUCAAAAUUUGCCCUUGACCUUUUGAAACAGGUGUUUUUGGGACAGGUUGAAUUGUGCUCCCUUGUGUUUGGAUACGACUCACUCACUGUGGGCCAGCAGAUGACGGGAGCUUGGAACAGUUUCCGAACACCGUUGGUCACAAGUGUUAUGCGUAGUCUCCAUCGAUUAUUGCAAGGAAGAUUUGGAGUCACCCCGUCACCAUGGCACAUCCACAGUCACCGAGGUGAACCAGGUAACGAACUGGUAGAUGCACUGGCUUUUGCUGCUGCCAAUGAUGGGGGAACGCAUGACAUUACACCAUUUGUUUGCACUGUUUUGGAGAGUUCCUUUGUGCAUGCCAUGGAAUGGACCUGGAUGCUUUUUGAACCCAGUUACCGGCAUUUAUGGGUCGAUCAUUGCAUCCGCAUCCCAAAGCAUCCUGAGACAAAACCAGAUUGUACAGUUUUCCCUGAAGAAGCACAGGCCCCUGUGGUCACUGACAUAGGAACUGAACAGGCCUCCUACUGUCUUAAAAUGAGCUCCUGUAAUGUUUUAACAUUGAAAGGAGCCGAAAGUAAGCAGUUGGGCCUUGAUGGUGUUGCUAGACAAGAUUCUGUGCUUGAGCAAUUCCAUGAACUUCAAGUCAAUAUUUUGGCACUGCAAGAGACGCGAUUGCGGAAGUUGUACCGAGCCAAUGAUCCAAGAUAUGUUCUUGUGAAAAGCGCGGCUAGUAGUAGUGGUUGUUAUGGAAUUUUGAUUGGGUUGAGUAAAAAGAUUCCGCAUGGCUGGCAAUUUGACCCGCUCACCAAUCAGCAACGUCCAGUCUUCUUCCAGGAGGCGCAUGUAGCAAUCAUUGCAGCUGAGCCGCGGAUUCUUAUUGUCCGUUUGCGUACCCCAGUUUUGCGUUGUGUCCUUAUUGCAGUUCAUGCGCUGCAUACCGGGCAUGCAGAGGCUGAUGUCCAGGAUUGGGUCUCUGGUUGCCAAGUACCUUUGAGCAAUUUCAGCAAGGGCCUGGCGGCACUUGGCUGCACCCGCAUGGGCACUGGCUCCGGGGCUUUUGUCAGUGAAGACAUUGAUGUCUCAACGAUCAAGGAAGACCACAGGGCAGUGAUUGUUCAAAUUGAAGGCCAAUGUUGCGAACAUCAGUGCCCAAGUCGUCGUCGUGCCUCUCGUCUCACAGAUGAGCAUGUUCAAUGUAUCUCUCCUAUGGCCUUUCACAAUGUUCAGCGACCAGGUUUCACUGUGGAUGUGCACACUCAUUCCAAACUUUUGCAGGAGCAAUUGCUGAGGCAAUUUGGCAGUCGUCCGACUAUUAGUCAACCAAAGCCGCGUAAAGAGGGUAUGUCGAGUGCUACGUGGCAGCUGGCUGUGCAGCAUAUUGUGUCACAACAGGAUGUACUCAUUGCCCAGGCACUGAUGCAGUUCCGACAACUUGGUCGACAAGUCGUGAAAGCAUUACGUUGUGAUGAUGUGGCAUUUUUUCAGACGCUUGCUCGAGAAGCUGGUGCUUUUGUUCAACCAAGGCAGGCCAAAGACCUCUGGCGGACAAUUCGCCGAUCAUUUCCGAAAUUUCAACAGAGAAGGAUGAAUGCUCCUCCCGAGCAAAUGGAAGCAUUGGAAGAUGAAUGGCACCCCUACUUCCGACAGUUAGAAGCAGGCAGUCAAGUCGAGGUUGCAAGUCUGAUUGAUGCAUGUCAUGAUUUCCAAAUGGCUUCUGGCAGUCUGCAGGAGCUCUGCCACAUUCAUGAGAUUCCGUCACUCCAAUUGCUUGAGGAUACCUUCCGAGGUACACAAGGAGGUAAGUCCACUGGCUUUGACCCUAUUGCUUCUGGACUCUUUCAUUCCUUCCCAGUUGAGACCGCGAGGUUGUUUUUCGACCUCAUCCUCAAGAUCUACAUGUGGCAGGCGGAACCAUUAGCAUAUAAGGGUGGUGUGAUGGCUGUUAUACCCAAGCGUCUUGGAGCGUCCCAAGUGCACCAUUUCCGUGGUAUCAUGUUGCUUCCCUCGGUUGCUAAGCGUAUCCAUGCCUUGCUGCGUUCUUCCACAGUCCGACUUGUGGAGCGUAUCAAACCUCAAGGACAGAUUGGAGGAUUUAAGAAUCAGCAAGUUGGCUUUGCAUCACAAGCUCUGCGAACUUUUUGCAGAGUGGCACACCACCAUGGGCUCAGCACAGGUGUGUUAUUUGUGGACCUGGCUAAUGCCUUUCACAGACUUGUCCGAGAAUUGGUCUGUGGUAGUGGAUCAAACUGUGAUGCCCAGGCGGUCCUCGAUCUUAUUGAAAAAGACCAAGGUACCAAUGCUGGCCUGCGUGCUUGGCUGGCUGUCCCUGGCUUGCUUGAGCGAUUGGGUGCCUCCCCUAUCCUUGUCCAGCUCAUGAGGGAGGUCCAUACGAAUACAUGGCACACUUUGGCGGGGGUCCCUGGUAUCACUCGAACCCGACGAGGCACACGUCCUGGCAGCCCAUUAGCUGAUGUAGUAUUUCAUGUUCUGAUGAUGGAUAUUGUCAUUGAGAUCAACACAUGGAUCGAAGCACAACAGCCAUACCAGCACGUUUUGAACCAAAUUGAUGCCCGAAUUGAUUCCCUUGUGUGGAGCGAUGAUCUUGCUAUCCCGUGGUGCACACAGCAGGCGACAGAGCUUGUGCCCGCAAUGCAAGUCCUCAUGUCCGUCGUUGAUCGGACCUUCAAACGCAGAGGUUUUGAUCUCAACAUGGAUCGAGGCAAAACUGGGGCAGUGCUUACGUUCCAAGGGGCAGGAGCCCCAGAGCUGCGUAAAGCGUAUCUUUUGAGCGAACCAAGCGGCUUUUGGUGCACCCUUGACAAGGGCGAAACCAAGUGGUUGCAUGUUUCGGCCACAUACCGGCACCUGGGCACACAGUUUGCCAGCAAGCUGGACUUUACCGAGGAAGUGAAAUUCAGAAUUGGACAAGCUGCUUCUGCCUUUAGUGCUAUGAGGCGUCAGGUGUUUUGCAAUCGCCAUUUGCCAGUCCAUACACGUCUCCAAUUAUUCCAGGCGCUUGUGUGUACUCGGCUCUAUUUUGGCCUUGGAGCUUGGAUGACACCUACGAUGUCCCAGUUGCAUCAAAUGCGCAAGGUUUUAGCACACUAUUUGUAUUGUAUCCUGUGUGCGGGAAAGAAGCCUCCAGAGAAGCGACCCACGGAUGGUCAGAUCUUCACUGAUGCAAAAUUCCUUGAGCCACGCAUUCGGCUGGCUCAGGAUCGGCUCCUUUUUGCACACAAGAUUUUCCAACAUGGUCCUGCCUUUGCGCAGCAUUUAUUGCAUAUUGAGUUUCAAACCCUCCCGAGUUCAUGGAUCAGUGGGCUCUUUGCCGAUUUGGCUUGGCUCAAGAGUACCCUGCCGGACUCGAUCCCGGAGGAAUGGACGACAUCCCUCACCGAUGCCAUUGACUUCUGGCAAAAAGGUGCACCGGGUUGGCAAGCCACCAUCCGGAGAGCUGGUCGUCAGCACCUGCUUCAAGAAAGUAUGAUGCAGGAUGUCUUUUACUGGCAUAGACGGUUUUUCAGAGAAUUGGAUAAGCAUGAGGCUGCUUUUGAACCUCCCUACUUUGGACGUGUGCUAGGCGAGGGGUCCUUCCCUUGCCAGUGUGGGCGCCAUUUCGACACAGCGCAGGGAUUAUCCACUCAUCGGAGGAAGGUGCAUGGUAUCUUCUCUUAUGAGCAUGACCUUCUGGCUGGUGCCACAUGCCCAGUAUGCCUCGUCCAUUUUUGGACAACCCAGCGAUUGCAGCAGCAUUUAUCUUACAUCUCACGAAAGACAGGACGUAACGCUUGUUACCAGGUUUUGCGUAAGAGUGGGUUUACAACUGUUUAUGAAAAUGUCUCGGUACCUCAGCGGCUUCGAGGAGCCAAUCGUAUUGAGGCCGUUCGCAGUGCUGGACCAUUCACUUAUUUUGUGCCUGCUUUAGAGACUCAGAUGCAUGCAUGGAACCGUGAAAUUGCCCACCUGGAAAAACAGCUGAGCGAUAUCCAAAAGCCCCCGAAUGAACAUGAGGCCGAGAUUGCUCUCCGACAGGGAUUGACCGCUGCCACGCAACAGUGGUUUCAACUCUUUUGUGAAGCAUCUUUUGAUUUGACAACUGUUGGACCAUUACAAGAUUUUUGGUUUGACUAUCUUAUCCAAUGGCCAGUUGAAUUUGAUGAUUGGUACUCCGAUGGUCUGCUUACCUGGGGACAGCAAGACCUUCCAGAUGUUGUGGCUGAUUUUGUUGAUGGUGAAGCAGAGAAGUUUGCAGAUGAAGCUUUUUAUGUGAUUUCUCGAGAUAUGCCUAGAAGCCAGUGGCGGGAUCGUAUUGCUUUUCUUUCCAGAUGUGUUAGUCAAGCGCAAGCCGACCUCACACAAGAUGUUGCACAUCGACCAGUCCGUAAGCCUGAACAGAUGUGUAAUAAUAGGCAUACCCGAGGGGACCCUGAUGCAAUUCACACCCAUUACCAGUCACAGAUGGAGUGGCAUGAUGAGGUACGUAAAAUGAAAUGGACUGGUGUACCCUCAGAGGUUGCCACACCUGCUAUUCAGAACCUUUUCACUCGCCCUGUUUUCCUUAUUGUCCAUUUAUUCAGUGGCCGCAGACGUGAGUCGGAUGUUCAUUGGUACCUGGCACAGAUGGCGCAAGUUAGAGGCCUUGAUGUAGCUGUUCUCUCGAUGGACACAGCGGUUUCGGCACAUUACGGUGAUCUAACAGCCAACUCAGUCUCUUGGCAACGCCUUGAAUACUUGUAUGGGAAUGGCCUUGUGGCUGCCACUAUUUGUGGCAGCCCUUGUGAAACCUUUUCAGCUGCUCGCCAUGUGCCGCCACCUGAUGAUCUUCCUGCUGAAGUUCGAAGCAAAUGGCCUAGACCCCUUCGCUCUUUUGCUCAACUUUUUGGUUUGCCAGGGCUAAGGCCCAAGGAGCUCCGGCAGUGUAGACAAGGUACGGCCUUCAUGUUGCAGGCUGUCAUGGCAUGCAUUUGGCAUUUGACACGUGGGGGAUUGUUCCUUAGUGAACAUCCGGCACCACCCAGUGAUGUCAGCAAAGCGUCGAUUUGGACCAGUGCCAUUAUACAACUCCUUCUUCAACACCCAGAUAUUCAUCUUCGUGUAUUCAAUCAAUGGCAGUGGGGUGCACCAGUCAAGAAACCCACCGGCCUUAUGAGCCUGCGGUUACCAAGAUUGGCGGCAUCGAUGUAUGCUUGUGUGGACGCAGAGGCUCUUCUUCCCAAGGACGUGGCCAUUGGGAAAGAUAGAGAUGGACAUUUUAAAACUGCUGUCUGCAAGGAAUACCCGAAGAGGUUCUCCCAAGGAUUGGCCAAAGCUGUCAUCGAUCAGUUGUGUACAGAAUGGCGACACGGCACAGGCCAGUUUAGUCUUUUGUCUAUCCAUGAUCUUCCUACAACCACCUGGUUGCAAGAUGCGCUGCUUGAAUGUACAACUAUCUUUUCCAACAGCACGCACUUGCCUGACUAUCAGGGGCGUUGA
Messenger RNA from Cladocopium goreaui, 11913 nucleotides. The record is from the annotation of a GenBank genome assembly. NCBI's taxonomy places the organism in Eukaryota, Dinophyceae, Suessiales, Symbiodiniaceae.